CCUGACCGCGCGCCGCUGACGUCACGGGCGUGCGGGGCGGCCGCUGGCGGUUGUGGGCCAAGAUGGCGCUGCUGGUCCGGGAGCCUCUGGGCUCGCGGGUGCGGCUGCGGGCGCUGCCCCCCGGCGGCGGCUCGGUGCGCGGCCUGCUGCGGGACUGCGCUCGGGAGCUGAAUGUUCCCGAAGAAAGUUUGUACGUGAAGUGUAACGGGCGGCUGGCGGCUGGCGAAGACGUGCUGCAGGAUGGCGCGGUGUACAGCCUGGAACCGCGGCUGUGCGGGGGGAAAGGAGGAUUUGGAUCUAUGCUGCGAGCACUCGGUGCUCAGAUUGAAAAAACAACCAAUAGAGAGGCUUGCCGGGACCUCAGCGGGAGGAGGCUUCGUGAUGUCAACCAUGAGAAAGCGAUGGCUGAAUGGGUGAAGCAGCAAGCAGAACGGGAAGCGGAGAAAGAGCAAAGGCGCUUGGAAAGGCUGCAGCGGAAACUUGCAGAGCCAAAGCACUUUUUUACAAACCCAGACUACCAGCAGCAGUGUCACGAAAUGGCUGAGCGGCUAGAAGAUUCAGUCCUUAAAGGAUUGCAGGCCUCGUCUAGCAAAGUAGUGUCACCAGAAAGUGGCAAUAGUCGGAAGCGUACAGGUGAAUCUGGAAAGAAAGGAACAAAAUAUGGAAAAAAGAGAUGUUUUUGGCUGGGGUUGGAAGGGUUGGAUGAUACCGACAGUUCAGAUUCUGGUGAUGGCAGUGAAGAUGAUUCCCCUCAGACAUCUGAUGGAAGCUGUCCAUCAGGAAGCAGACAUGAUGAAAAUGCUGGAAAUGCCAGUGAAUGUUCAAGCAGCUCUGUGGAUUCGGUAGAGCAUAGUCCAGCUGCCAGUGCUACUGAGGAGAAGGCAUCGCAGCAACCAGAAGUUACUGGAAUAGAUCUGCAGGGGGAGACCCACGCGGGUGGGCAAACAGAAGUUCCAGCUGAUGGAAGCCGUGAAGUGACAAAGCCACCUCUGGAGGAAGAAGCCCAAGAAAAGAAUGAAGUAACUCAGACUCCAAAAGAAGAGGAGCAACAAAAUGUUUCUUCUAAGGCCCAGGAGACAAAUCAGUUACCGAGCACAGAUGUGGAACCAAUCGACCUACUUGCAUUCAGCUCUGCUGCUGAAAUGGAGGCGCUGGGGUUAGAUAAGCUGAAGAUGCAGUUGAUGGUGUUAGGACUGAAAUGUGGAGGCACUUUACAGGAAAGAGCAGCGAGGCUUUUCUCAGUGAGAGGUCUGUCCAGAGACCAGAUUGAUCCUUCCUUAUUUGCAAAGCCUUCUAAAGGGAAAAAAGGGAAAUCUUAAAUUACUUUGUGUCUGUGUACUUUUAAUUUUUCCUUAUUCUGCUGCCAUUCUGUCCUGCCAUAGAGAAAAAGUCUUUGGCAUCUCUCGAUAAUUUUUUGUUUUUACUUUAAUGAAGUUCAGUUAACAUAACACAGAGAAAGCUGUUAAAUAGUGAGUUAGUUAUGUGUUCAAUAUUAAAGGAGUGAAACACUGCCUUUUGAUAAGCUUUACGAACAGUUAUAACAAAUUGUAAUGUAACAGAACAAAUUCCGUGCAGAUGGGAAGAAAGAACCUGCGUGUUUUUCAGAGAAUGAACGUACAGCACCAUCAUCACCUACUUAAAAAGGAAUAUCAAUCCUUUCUUAGCUUUGUAUUGAAUCUCCUUUAAUAUAUAUUCCAGUUAGCACAGUUAAAAGACACACAUCAAACUUGUGAUUUAGGCUUAAAAGCUGAAAUUUCUUUAUAUGAAAAGAUGAUCUUCAUAUGGAUGAGGUCAGUCUAAAUAAAUACUGUUCUGUGAAUUAGUGAGAUGUCAGGCAGCAAUAAUUUAUUGGUAAAAAUAUUUCUUUUAUAAGAAGUUAUGUAAAGAAAUGUAUUUUGCUCUUUAAAAGUAUGACCAAGGGGAAAGAAGAAUUACAUUGUUAAGAAGUUAAAAAAAAAAAAAGUACAUUUGCUUGUUGCUGAAGGUUAGUAAGUUACAGAGUGUUAUCUGAACUUAAAUGGGAAAUUUAGGAUGAGUGUUAACUCUUUUUCCAAUGGCAAAAGCAAUGGAGUAGUUGCCCAAGGGCUUGAGUAUCUGCACUGGUGGUGCUUUAUCCCAGAACAGUCUGUAACCUCAGAGUUGGGAAUUAUCCUGUGAGGUGGUAAAGGCUCUUGUUGGAACGGUAGCAUGCUUUUGUGACUGCAGGUGCAGCUGCCACUUCUUCCAUUUGAGAAGCUUUGCUUUGGUGCCUUGGACUUCAGAUUUUGCCACCAUAUGCUGAGAGUAUUAUGUUCAUGAUCUCUCUACCUAUCAGAUUUCCUUGGAGAGACUUGACCAAAUAAAGGACUUCUCUCCUUUUCCGACAUCCUGCUAGCAGUCUGUCUGUGUGAAGUUUGGCUCAAGUGAAGUUUUGAAUUGCAGUACUAGCAGGAAACGGGUUUCAAAUACUAGGAAACCAGUUCACUCGUGUGGCGUUUCAUGUCUCAAAUGUGAGCAAUGCUUAUCUACCAUUUCAGUUAGCAGUGACCACUUUGCAAUCAUGUAAUGUUUCUUCUCAGAAAUUGUUUUGUUUAUAUAUGGAUGUUAGCUUUGGAUUGAGAAGAGUGUUAAGGCUUAAGCUGUAUUUUUGACAAACUGUACCGGUAAGCUGUUAAUACAAUUGUUUUUAUGCAGCUGCCCCAAAAUGCUGAUUAAUCUGGCAAUUUGUACUCAGUCACCCAUGCAGCCUGUUCUGUGACUUGCCGCAAUGCUGGAGAAAGUUAAGGCUGGAGAGAGAUGGUUGCUUCUGGUCACACCUGAUCCUCUCAACACAGUCCCUGGCAUUUGACUAAACCAGAGGUCUUCUCUUGAUUUUUUUUUUUUUUUUUUCUGAGGUACUUGGUUAGAAAACGGAGACUGAGGAUUUCUGGCUCUGGAGGUGUAUCCACCUGAAGUUCCUGAGUGAGCAGCCCUGGUGUUCCUCCAGGUGUCGCUGCGGGCUUGGGACAGCCCAGGUGGGAGCCAGCAUCCUUAGUGCACCCAGCAGCCAGGGCUUCUGUUCUGCAUUCAUUCCAGCUUGUAGGAGAUGGUGCUGGGUCGUACUGAGGAAAGGCGUGUGAACUGGGAAGUGCAGGAUUAAUUUAUAAUGCAGCAUCUGAUAGGCAAGUCAAAAGCACUUCCUGUAUUUGUUUUUCAACUGUAAGAUGGAUUUGAGUCUGCUCACUAAUUGUAAGCUUAUGUGGUGCAUCGAAAUAAAACAUUCCGUAGAAGUA
This is a messenger RNA of Numida meleagris (helmeted guineafowl), 3251 nucleotides long. It is a transcript of the gene SDE2, whose product is annotated as SDE2 telomere maintenance homolog. The record is from RefSeq and is a predicted model, not a curated record. The transcript has 7 exons. The coding region runs from base 63 to 1319 and encodes 418 amino acids. Gene Ontology annotation, cellular component: nucleus. Lineage: Eukaryota; Metazoa; Chordata; Aves; Galliformes; Numididae.